AUGCCGAGGUCAGUUCCUCGGUUCAUCCGGAGAUGCGCAGACAAGGCACCGAACCAUCUAGACGUUUCCUUGUUGACCUCAACACCGGCUUGCUGAAGGAGCACCUCAGCGAGAUGGACAGGAGGGUCGGAGGCUUCUACAAUGCUGCAUCCAAUCCUGGGUUCAGACAGGGGACUCAGAACUCUCAGGCAACUCUGGUGGAUCUCCAGACCGGGUUGCAGCUGCCUAAGGUGUCAGAGAUGCAGAGGCAAGCAAACGUGGACAGGUUCAGACAAGGCACCGAGAACAGUAAGGCAACUCUGGUGGAACUCAGAAGAGCUCAGAUCAUGAGGGACCUGAAGAGAACCGAAGCUUCUAAAGAUGAAACGACCCACAAAGCAGUCGCUCCCGAGUUGCGCAGACAAGGCACCGAACCGUCUAGACGUUUCCUUGUUGACCUCAACACUGGCUUGCUGAAGGAGCACCUCAGCGAGAUGGACAGGAGAGUCGGAGGCUUCUACAAUCCUGCAGCCAAUCCUGGGUUCAGACAGGGGACUCAGAACUCUCAGGCAACUCUGGUGGAUCUCCAGACUGGAUUGCAGUUGCCUAAGGUGUCAGAGAUGCAGAGGCAAGCAAACGUGGACAGGUUCAGACAAGGCACCGAGAACAGUAAGGCAACUCUGGUGGAACUCAGAAGAGCUCAGAUCAUGAGGGACCUGAAGAGAACCGAAGCUUCUAAAGAUGAAACGACCCACAAAGCAGUCGCUCCCGAGUUGCGCAGACAAGGCACCGAACCGUCUAGACGUUUCCUUGUUGACCUCAACACUGGCUUGCUGAAGGAGCACCUCAGCGAGAUGGACAGGAGAGUCGGAGGCUUCUACAAUCCUGCAGCCAAUCCUGGGUUCAGACAGGGGACUCAGAACUCUCAGGCAACUCUGGUGGAUCUCCAGACUGGAUUGCAGUUGCCUAAGGUGUCAGAGAUGCAGAGGCAAGCAAACGUGGACAGGUUCAGACAAGGCACCGAGAACAGUAAGGCAACUCUGGUGGAACUCAGAAAGGAUCAGAUCAUGAUGGACCUGAAGAGUAUCGAAGCUGUAAAGGAUGAACUGACCCACAAGGCAGACCACAACACCUUCACCUUGAAGGACUCGGCUAAUGAUGUAGAACUUCCAGAGUUCGGACGUAGCCUUGAAUAUCGACACGCUCAACACCGAGACGCCGCGGAAACUCAGGAAACGAACGAAGUGGAUAUUUCGCUGCCCGGUGAAGAGUACCGACGCGGUUUGGAGUACAGAUAUGCUAAUAUAAUCGACAAGCACUUUGAGGCUCCUGCUAAGCAAAGUACGAGGAUUUCUUCCUGCCAUGGACAGGUCAUCGAAGGCAAAUGCUACGUUUUCAACCCAAAAUUACUCUCCUUCAGUGAAGCCGAGGCAUCCUGUAAGCAAUUCUCCUCCCUCGGACACUUGGCGUCCGUGCCGAGUUCAGAAAUCCAUAAACGACUUGUUGGCUUGGUGACCGGUAGCGCCAGUGACCUGGUGUUGACCUGGGUCGGAGGCUUCGUGAAGGAUCACCAGUUUCAGUGGACCGAUGCCAGCGGAUGGGGGUACAGCGACUGGAUGCCAGGCCACCCUAACAUACAGGAACACAAGGAGUUAUGUGUGGAGAUGUUCAAAAUGGAUGAGAGUUGGUGGACAGCAGUCGACUGUAGCCUGAAGAGAGCUUCCAUAUGUUCAUACCCCAUGAAAGCCUAAAGCAGAUAUCUUCGAUUAAUGAUUUAAAGAUUAAUAAAUAAGUAAAUAAAACUAUGGUCUGAUCUUAACAGCAAUAAAGAGUGUUUACUGACUCGU
Trichomycterus rosablanca is the source of this 1826-nucleotide messenger RNA. RefSeq lists its product as uncharacterized. The transcript is spliced from 13 exons. NCBI's taxonomy places the organism in Eukaryota, Metazoa, Chordata, Actinopteri, Siluriformes, Trichomycteridae. Gene Ontology annotation, molecular function: signaling receptor activity. The record is from RefSeq and is a predicted model, not a curated record. Bases 33 to 1730 code for a protein of 565 amino acids.